Molecule: messenger RNA, 1377 nt
Organism: Pterocles gutturalis (yellow-throated sandgrouse)
Lineage: Eukaryota; Metazoa; Chordata; Aves; Pterocliformes; Pteroclidae
Gene: F2RL2
Product: coagulation factor II (thrombin) receptor-like 2
Exons: 2
Coding region: 1-1377 (458 amino acids)
Biological process (GO): phospholipase C-activating G protein-coupled receptor signaling pathway; thrombin-activated receptor signaling pathway; positive regulation of Rho protein signal transduction
Cellular component (GO): membrane
Molecular function (GO): thrombin-activated receptor activity
Source: RefSeq, a predicted model, not a curated record
AUGUCACCCUUCCUGCGCCGUGCCUGGGACACAUACAGCUCCGCCUGCCCGCUGCGGUUCACAGCUGGCUUUCGAGGCCGCCUUGCGUCUACUUCCUCCUCGCAGCUGAGCCAUUGCGUGUCAGCAGCUGGAAAUAACCCCGACCUCUGUGACAUCCCCGGCACUCAGCCGCGGUGGUGGCUGGCGGUCAUCACAUGUGCUCCGCCUCCCGUCUGGCUGCUCGGACCACAGGGACGCAGUCAGGACGUGGGGGCAACGAGGAGGAAAAAGAGGAAGGGUGCCAGCGAGGAGGGGGCUGGUGCCCGCCCAGCCACAGUGACGCACGGCGGGGCCAUCCCUUCCUGUGGCAUUUUGCGUGACAAAGGGCGAGUCUUGAUCUCCCUCACUCCCCAAGAAGAAGACACAUGUCCCAGUGCCGCUGUGGAAGCUUUUCUCAACAGCACCCUCACCACCCGCCUCCUCCCCACUCUCUACUCUGUGGUGCUGCUCGUGGGGCUGCCGGCCAAUGCUCUGGCCUGUUGGGUCCUGGUGACCAACUUCAGGAGAUGUUCCAACACCCUCUUCCUGCUCAAUCUGGCCAGUGCCGACCUGUUCUUUGUGCUCCUGCUGCCCUUUAAGAUCUCCUACCACCUCUUGGGCAAUGACUGGCUCUUUGGGGACUACCUGUGCCGCGCCAUGGUAGCCCUCUUCUACGGGAACAUGUACAGCUCCAUCCUCUUCCUCACCUGCAUUGGCCUGGAGCGCUACAUCUCUGUGGCACACCCAUUCCUGUGGAAGGGCUCCAGUUGGACGUGGGGCAAGGUGGGUGUCUGUGUGGGCAUCUGGCUGGUGGUGGGUCUGGGCAUGAGCCCUCUACUUUUGCGCUCCCAGACACAUCACAUCUCAAGCCUGAACAUCACAACGUGCCAUGAUUUCCUAAAAAAGAGUGAGCACGUGUUCCUCACGUACUAUUUCCUCUCCCUGGUGGGGCUGGGCUUUGUCUUGCCCUUCGUGCUUGUCACCAUCUCCUACAGCUGCAUCUUGGUGCGGCUGCUGGCCAAGGGGAGACGCUACAGGCAGGUGGUGUGUGUCCUGGCCCUGGUCCUCCUGGUAUUCGUCCUCUGCUUCACCCCCAGCAAUGUCCUGCUCUUCAUCCACUACCUGCCAGAGGCCACGGGGUGCCACAAUGCCACCUACAUCUGGUAUGCCCUGGCCCUGGCCAUUGGUGCCUUCAACAACUGCUUCGAUCCCUUUGUCUACUUCUAUGUCUCCCAGGAUUUUCGGGGCUGGGUCCGAGAUGCAGGCAGCUGCUGCCUGGGGGUGCUCAAGACCUCAUCAGGGAGGACCUCGGAGAAGGCAGCCUUGCCCCUGAGGUCCAGCGAGCAGACUCAGCCAUAG